Messenger RNA from Meriones unguiculatus (Mongolian gerbil), 2216 nucleotides. RefSeq names its product V-set and transmembrane domain containing 4 (gene Vstm4). NCBI's taxonomy places the organism in Eukaryota, Metazoa, Chordata, Mammalia, Rodentia, Muridae. The record is from RefSeq and is a predicted model, not a curated record. The transcript is spliced from 8 exons. The coding region runs from base 104 to 1060 and encodes 318 amino acids.
CAGGGACCUAGCAGCGCCUGCCGGAGCUGAAGGCCGAGGGGCGGGGCGGGCCGGCCUGGCGGCGGCGCUUUCCCGAGUCACAGCGCCGGGCGGCUGCGGGAAGAUGCGGCUGCGGCUCCUGGUGCUGGUGGUGGCUGUGCUGCUGGGUCCGGCCCCGGAAGUGUGUGGCGCUCUCAAUGUCACUGUGUCCCCAGGACCUGUAGUUGACUACUUGGAAGGGGAAAAUGCCACUCUCCUCUGCCACGUCUCCCAGAAGAGACGGAAGGACAGCUUGCUGGCAGUGCGCUGGUUCUUCGCCCCUCAUGGCUCCCAGGAGGCCUUGAUGGUGAAGAUGACGAAGCUCCGGGUGAUUCAGUACUAUGGGAACUUCAGCCGUACUGCCAACCAACAGAGGCUGCGCCUGCUCGAGGAGCGUCGAGGAGUGCUGUACAGGCUGUCCGUCCUGACACUCCGGCCAGCAGAUCAAGGGCAGUAUGUCUGCAGAGUGCAAGAAAUCAGCAAGCACAGGAACAAGUGGACAGCCUGGUCUAACGGCUCCUCGGCGACGGAAAUGAGAGUGAUCUCUCUCAAAGCUGCUGAAGAUUCUUUGGAGAAAAAGAAAGUGACCUGGGCAUUUUUUGAAGAUCUGUAUAUGUAUGCCGUCCUUGUGUGUUGCGUGGGGAUCCUCAGCGUUCUGCUCUUCACCCUGGUCAUUGCCUGCCAGUCUGUGCUUCACAAGAGGAAAUCUAGAGUGAGACAUUAUUUGGUGAAAUGCCCUCAGAACAGCUCAGGGGAAACUGUCACCAGCGUGACCAGCUUGGCUCCACUGCAGCCACAGAAGGGCAAGAGGCGGAAGGAGCGGGCAGAUGUUCCACCUGCGGUCCCUGCCAAAGCUCCGAUAGUCACCACUUUCCACAAACCAAAGCUGCUGAAGCCACAGAGGAAAGUUGCCCUGCCAAAGAUCACCGAGGAAAACUUGACCUACGCUGAGCUGGAGCUCAUCAAACCACACCGGGCUGCCAAAGGCGUCCCCACCAACACCGUCUACGCACAGAUCCUCUUCGAGGAGAACCAGCUGUAGUGACACCUCCUCUCUGGUGGUCACCUGUGCUCCUGGUUAUUUAUGAUACUCAGAAACAAACGCCCUAUUUUUGUAUUUUCACCUGUGCCUUCGGCAUGGUGGGGAGGCCCUUCCCACAGCAUUCGGAUGUCUUCUAAGAGGUACACACUCCCCAUGAAAGAAGCUCUUGCCAUGUCUCCUAAGACAAGAGGUCCCUGGACUGAUCAGGGGGUACGAGGACCCUGCUUCGGAGGGUAUCUGCUGAGCCAACCCUAUCACCUUCUUCUCCUCUUCUUGAGUCUUAAUUUGUUAGGAAAAAAAUUAAAUCUUAAUUUUGAUCAGCUACCCACGCCGUGUCUAAAACAUCAAGCACUCCAUUUAUAGACACAAGAAAUGCCUAUCGAGGCCACAGAGAGAGGCGGUUCUCUGAGGUUCAAAUGGUAAUGCUGGGGCGCCCAGAGCACAGCAAGCCCCUGAUGGUGAUGGCAAGCAGCCACUUAGGGUGGCAAACAUCGUUUUUAAUAGAUGCUCUGAAGCUGACCACGUAACGUCAGGAGAGCUGGUGUCUAAGGUCUGUCUCAGAAAAUUGUAGUACUUCUCUUUAGACCCAUCCUUCCCGGGGGGGCUGUGGGUCCACAAAGAGCACCAUUGUAAAGUGCUUAUCCUCUUUUGGCAGAGAGGUAGGAAAACAUUGUUUUUCUUCUCUAAAGACUGGAGUGUGGUUCCAGUGGGUACAUCAUGUAAGUGAACAAAGUGUGCCAAGCUCAGUCAACUCUUGCUCAAGGGAAGACAGCCUUUCGCCAUUCCCUCAACAUAGGAAUGGAAGUAUGAGCCAUGCCGGAAAACUGUUCAGGAGAACUCAGCUCCUGACAACUGCUUUGUCCAUCUCAGCCUCGGAUGCUAACUCUGAUGGUCUCGGGUAGAUGUCAGAGGACUGUGGGGCAUAAGUCCACGGAGAAGUUGCUCUGUGGACCCACACAAUGUACAGAGAUGUCGUCGGACUUCAUGAAAGUAGCCCCACUCUGUGAGAGACAGAGAGACACCCUGGCAUCCGCAGUGCCGUUGAGGAUGCUUGUUGACUUCCGUGUACCCUGGUCGCCACUUACUACACUCUAUAAACGUUGUUUGGCUAUGUAAUUUACCGUGUAUAUAUGAUAAAUUAUCUAUUUUAAACACA